This is a messenger RNA of Pseudovirgaria hyperparasitica, 536 nucleotides long. RefSeq lists its product as uncharacterized. NCBI's taxonomy places the organism in Eukaryota, Fungi, Ascomycota, Dothideomycetes, Acrospermales, Acrospermaceae. The transcript has 2 exons. The coding region runs from base 1 to 252 and encodes 83 amino acids. The record is from RefSeq and is a predicted model, not a curated record.
AUGGCUCAAGAAAGCAACCUGCGGGAACCCAAACGCUUCGUUACCACCCAUAAUCCCGCGGGCUUGGCCAUGUUUUCGAAUGCGUUGGCUGAGGAUGGUCUCAUGAUGGGGUUGAACUGCGAGGAGGACAUCAUCAAGACCUACAAGGGCGACCUUGAGAACGAUCCAGGCCUCACUAUAGGUAAUGGACAAGUACUGCGAUACGCUGACUUUGCGGUACGCGCUCUUCGGACUCUCCUCUUGACCUGCUAAAAGCGACAUGCGGGCUUCAAGCACGCUAUGCAUCGCACUGUAUCCAUCGACUACGGUGUUGUUCUAGAGGGCGAGAUAUAUUGCGUUCUGGACAGUGGCGAAUAGCGGCAUAUGAAAAGGGGUGAUGUUUGCGUUCAACGAUGGACUAUGCAUCUAUGGGAAAAUGCAAGCAACACAAAUUGGUGCCGCAUGAUAUUCGUACUGUCGAUGAGUGAGCCCUUGAUAGCCGGGGAAAAAAACCUUGAGCUGGACGUGGGCACUACGGCAGAGCAGUGAAGUCAAUA